CUGGCACCCCUGUUGUUUAAUUAUUUAGACGUCGAGACAGAAGUCCGACGAUAUUGACAUGCUUUUUUAAUGGAUAAGUCCGGAGGGAAUGACACUACGGCGGAUAGUUGUGGCUGGUUCAGGAGGUCGUUCGGCAGGCUCCGUAUCGAUCGAAGAUCCAAUGUUGCUCGAAGGCAUACUGCUCUUAAUGACAAGCCCUUACCUGAGAGUGAAGACUUCAAAGGACCUCUAGGUCUUCAACUGCUUCGCACCGUUUCAGAACCGCUCGUCGACUUUAUCUUUAUCCACGGCCUCGGAGGAGGGUCUAGAAAAACAUGGUCCAAUCACCAGACCCCUACCAUUGUUGGCCCAAAGAAUGAUUAUCUCAAGACCCCGAAUUUGACCAAGUCCGUAUAUAUAGCUUUGGAUAUAAAGCUGAUUGGGCCGAAAAAACGGCCAGUGUUUUGAACAUCCAUGACUUUGCGCUGUCCUUGUUAGGAGAAAUCAAAUGCAAUCCAGAUAUUCGUCGAAGCAAUACAAAAUUGGUACUUGUGGCACAUAGUAUGGGCGGGCUGGUUG
Molecule: messenger RNA, 558 nt
Organism: Aspergillus neoniger CBS 115656
Lineage: Eukaryota; Fungi; Ascomycota; Eurotiomycetes; Eurotiales; Aspergillaceae
Exons: 3
Coding region: 70-447 (125 amino acids)
Source: RefSeq, a predicted model, not a curated record